This is a messenger RNA of Cadophora gregata, 2849 nucleotides long. RefSeq lists its product as uncharacterized. Gene Ontology annotation, molecular function: DNA binding; zinc ion binding; DNA-binding transcription factor activity, RNA polymerase II-specific. The record is from RefSeq and is a predicted model, not a curated record. The transcript is spliced from 7 exons. Bases 119 to 2332 code for a protein of 737 amino acids. Gene Ontology annotation, biological process: regulation of DNA-templated transcription; DNA-templated transcription. NCBI's taxonomy places the organism in Eukaryota, Fungi, Ascomycota, Leotiomycetes, Helotiales, Ploettnerulaceae.
ACUUAAACAAGUCUGGACAACAAAACCAUAUUCAAUUCAGUUUCUUGGCCAACUCAUAUCUGAUCCCGUUUCACAACAUAUUGAAGGCUCGUCAUCAUCUUGUGUUGCGGGCUUUGUCAUGUCAGCCACGGACCCGUCGCCCGAGCCUCCUUCUCGGCCUCCUCAGCCGCCUAAGCCUCAGCGAGUACUUGCCUGUAUUCUCUGCCAGCAGAGAAAGGUCAAGUGCGACAGGAAGCAUCCAUGCGCCAACUGUGUGAAAGCUAGAACUCAGUGUAUCCCCGCAACUCAAGUAACACGUGUGCGCAAACGAAGGUUUCCGGAGCGAGAGCUGCUGGAUCGGCUUCGCAAGUAUGAGGAUCUGCUGCGACAAAAUAACGUGAGAUUUGAGCCUCUUCACAAAGACGCAAACGACAAAGUCUCUCCAAAGAUAGAAGAUGGAGCAAAUUAUGAUUCAGAUGACGAACCAUCAAGAGCUCCGGUCAUGGAUCGACCGUCCCCGGCGACAACUACUAGCUCCGAACGGUUGCCAGAGACAAAGAAUAUUUUGCACGCCAUGAGUCAAGAGUUCCGGGACCCUGACAAUCAUAGCAACUCUUCAGACGAUGACGUGCGUGAGAUUCAUAUCAGAACCGCAAUCAGCCAGAUGGCCUUAAAUGAUGACCAUCUCCUUUUUGGCUCAGGGAAGGAAUCCGUGGAUAUCUCAUCCCUGCACCCUGAACCGAUCCAACUAUUCAAGCUUUGGCAACUUUAUCUUGAUAAUGUCAACCCACUGCUCAAAGUUACGCAUACGCCCAGUCUUCAAGGGCGGAUUAUAGAAGCUGCAAGCAAUAUCUCCAAUAUCGAACCCCCCUUGGAAGCCCUCAUGUUCGGUAUAUAUUGUAUGGCUAUUCUGAGCAUAGACGAGAAUAUUUGCCAGUCUACCUUUGGUUCCCCAAAGGAAGACCUCGCGAUUAGAUUCCAGUUCGGGUGUCAGCAGGCUCUAUUGAAUUGUGGGUUUCUGAGAACCGCUGACCGGGAGUGCCUGACCGCUCUGGUCUUUUAUCUCAUGUCAGUCAGGCCAGAGACUGCGGUGCAAUCGCUCUCAUCUUUACUUGCAGUUGCUAUGCGUAUCGCCCAACGAAUGGGUAUUGACAAAGAGGCAAUCUUGGCUAGAUCCAUUCCUCUCGAAGCUGAAUUACGCCGCCGACUCUGGUGGACGCUUGUACUCCUCGAUACUCGUGUUGGUGAAAUGGCCGAUUCUAAAUCUCCGUCACUUACUCCGAUAUGGGACUGUAGAGUUGUGCUCAAUGUAGGCGAUUCGGAGCUGCGACCUCAGAUGAAGGAAACUCCACAAGCUCACGGUUCCUUCUCCGACGCAAUAUUUGCAGUCGUUAGGAGUGAAGUGGGAAAUUACGUUCGGCAUACAAAGUGGCACCUCGACUUUAGUAAUCCAGCGCUUCUCCCGCUCGCUCUAGCGCAUCAACCCCAUGACUUUGUGGAAGGCAGCGAGAUGGGUAGCUUGGAGAGCCUGAUCGAGGAGAAGUAUCUCAGGCAUUGCGACCCGGAAAUCCCUCUCCAUUUCAUGACUAUCUGGACUGCACGAGGACUCCUAGCCAAAUGCCGUCUUGUCGAGCAUUAUUCAAAGACAUCAAGCAUACCCAGAGAUCAAGCAGAUACUGCACGUGAAGCUGCUUUUGUAAACGCCAUCACCCUGCUCGAGUGCAACACGAUACUCAGCACCUCUCCUUUGACAGCAGGCUUCAUGUGGAUGACCCAGUUCUACUACCCAUUUCCGGCAUACGUCCAAAUCCUUCAGAACUUGAAGCGUCAACCGCUCAGCGCACGAGCCGAGAAAUGUUGGGAAGCUCUGAGCGCAAAUUACGAAGCACAUCACCACACUCUGGCUGAGCGACUCAAGACUCGAGGCCCACAUUUUGUGAUGUUUUACAAAAUUCUCGCACCAGUCGUUCUUCAGGCAUGGACUGCACGAGAGGAAGCCGCUGAGCAGGUAGGGGAGUCAGUGGUGACCCCAAGAAUCAUCUCGUACAUUCGACAGGUCUUCUCGCAAUACCCCUUGCCAGGCACAGCACAGCAGGGGUCUACUCCUAGUAUGGACACGAAUGCCUUCUCUAUGCCGAUGCCUAUGACUUUCGAUCCGAACAUGUUUUCAGGGAUGGGUAGUCAGCAAGGCUUUACCUCACCGGAACCAUGGGCCAGCGCAGGGAUGGUUGGAAUGGCGCCGCUGAGCCUGGACCCAAAUCAAAUUGACUGGUCUUCCAUGGACUGGAAUCUUGGGGUCGCACCUCUAACUAACGAGUCGAAUGAUCUUGGCGGGCAGUCUCUGCAGUAUUGAUUGUCUCGCAGUGCUCUGGAGGAUGUACGAAUAAUGAAAGGAUCGACACGGGGUUAAGGUGUCAGGACAAUCGGCACUUGCAUCUCCUUUGGGAAAGGAAAACUCCAUUCUUUCUAGAACAGUACUUGCUGCAUUCAUAGAAAGCUGUGUAAAAGCCGCAAGGUUUCAGCAAGCACAUAGCAGUCGCAUCAAAUAAACACAACUCAACGAUAGACAGACCCGUCUCUGGGGAGAUUUUGAUCCGUAUUGCGCGAAGUGACUCAUUUUCUUAGGUACUGUUGAUGAAUCUCUACAUACAAAAUCCCCAACACCCCCAACCAAAUAGCGAAAAGAUCUAUGGGCAUCCUCUGCCCUUUCCAGUGCUGAUAGAGCAGCAGUCUGCACCAUCCUAUUCAUUGAGUCAGCACCGGUGAAGCAUUGGCUUUGAGCCUGAGCAAGAAUACAUACGCAGUUGACGCCGAAGUUUGCGCAGAAAUCGUCUUGGUAACUUUGCUUGGUACAAGGCGAUUGAGCAAAC